Molecule: messenger RNA, 1719 nt
Organism: Closterium sp. Yama58-4
Lineage: Eukaryota; Viridiplantae; Streptophyta; Zygnematophyceae; Desmidiales; Closteriaceae
Source: the annotation of a GenBank genome assembly
AUGGAGCGGGUCGCCAUUUCCCCGUCUAUCAGGACUUGUGGAGGCUCCGCGGCCGCUGGCGCAAGCAGCGGCGCUUUUCCAUCAGUUUCAGUGCGCGCGGCUUCCGCAGCGGAGGCGGUGAACGACGACAACCCGAUGCGCGAGUGGCUUCACAGCAGGACUGCUCACAGAGAACAGCACACCCAGGAUUCGGGGUUUAACGCCGUCUCUUCUAACGAGGAUGAGUCCGUGAGGGACGGCGAGGGUGCCACGUGGCGGGAGGAGUGCGGAUUGGUGGGCAUCUGGGGCGACCCCGACGCGGGCCGGCUGUGCUAUCUAGCGCUUCACGCGCUGCAGCACCGCGGGCAGGAAGGCGCGGGGAUCGUGACGUGUAGCGGGAAUGGGCGGCUCCGGUCGGUGACGGGGAUGGGGCUCGUCGGCGACGUGUUCGACUCCAACAAGCUCGCCGAGCUGGAGGGGUCCAGCGGGAUUGGCCACGUCAGAUACGCCACUGCCGGCGCGUCUGUGCUGAAGAACGUGCAACCGUUCGUGGCGGAGUACCGGUUCGGGCCGACGGCGGUGGCGCACAACGGCAACCUGGUGAACCACCGCAAGCUGCGGCACCGGCUGGAGGACGCGGGGUCGAUCUUCAACACGUCGUCGGACACCGAGGUCAUCCUGCACCUCAUCGCCAUGUCCACCGCGCGCCCCUUCAUCGCGCGCCUCGUCUCCGCGUGCGAGCAGCUCGAGGGCGCGUACUCGCUCGUCUUCCUCACCGAGGACAAGCUCGUCGCGGCGCGCGACCCGUAUGGCUUCCGCCCGCUGGUGCUGGGGCGGCGGCGCGACACGGGCGCCGUGGUGGUGGCGUCGGAGACGUGCGCGCUGGACCUGAUCGGCGCGGAGUACGAGCGCGAGGUGAACCCCGGCGAGGUGGUGGUGGUGGACGGCAGCGGCGUGAGCUCCAUGUGCCUCAUGCCCAAGAAGCCGCGCAAGGCGUGCGUCUUCGAACACAUCUACUUCGCGCUCCCGCACUCCGUCGUCUUCGGCCGCUCCGUCUAUGAGUCGCGGUACAGCUUCGGGCGCAUCUUGGCGCGCACGGCGCCCGCGGAGGCGGACGUGGUGAUCGCGGUGCCGGACAGCGGCGUGGUGGCGGCGCUGGGCUUCGCGGCGGAGGCGGGCGUGCCGUUCCAGCAGGGCCUCAUCCGCUCGCACUACGUGGGGCGCACCUUCAUCGAGCCCUCGCAGGGCAUCCGCGACUUUGGUGUCAAGCUCAAGCUCGCGCCCGUCAAGUCCGUGCUCAAGGGCAAGCGCGUGGUGGUGGUGGACGACAGCAUAGUGCGCGGCACGACGAGCAGCAAGAUCGUGCGCCUGGUCAAGGAGGCGGGCGCCACUGCCGUGCACAUGCGCAUCGCAUGCCCGCCUAUCACCGGCUCCUGCUACUACGGCGUCGACACGCCCUCACGCGAGGAGCUGAUCUCGUACCGGCUGAACAUAGAGGAGACGCGCAAGUUCAUCGGCGCGGACACGCUGGCGUUUGUGCCCCUGGAGGACCUGCACUCCGUGCUGGGCGACGACGCCCCCACCUUCUGCGACGCCUGCUUCUCCGGCGCCUACCCUGUGCCCCCCGAAGGGCUGGGUGACGGCAAGGGGCUCACGGGGGGGCGGCUGCUGGAGGAGCUGGAUGCGGAUGUGGAGGAGGAGAUGGAAGCCACCGCUGCUGCCGCUGCCGCUGGUGCUUGA